This is a messenger RNA of Suillus bovinus, 701 nucleotides long. Its product is annotated as DUF1742-domain-containing protein. NCBI's taxonomy places the organism in Eukaryota, Fungi, Basidiomycota, Agaricomycetes, Boletales, Suillaceae. The transcript has 3 exons. The record is from RefSeq and is a predicted model, not a curated record. Gene Ontology annotation, biological process: vacuolar transport. Gene Ontology annotation, cellular component: endosome. The coding region runs from base 130 to 660 and encodes 176 amino acids.
AUCGCUUGCACAUGACAAGACAUAUUCUUAUCACCAUCUUCCGGCGCCAAGAUCCUUUUUGUCUUCUUUUCCGCAUCGAUCUCUGAAUGCUCAGCAUCCCCCGCUACGUGCUAAGCUGCUGCUGCGACCAUGUCGUUCCCGAAUCUUUACUACAAGCGAAUCACAGCGACCGCGAAAGCAUGCUACAUCUGUUAUAAGCCAACGACUGCCGUGCUCGCCACGAUAGAUACCUCCGAUUUUCUGUAUACAUGCACGGUUCACCUGUCAGACCAUGGGUUCGCUACCCGCGUGCUCGAUCUGGAGAGCGAUAACAAGAUAGGAAUUAGUGCUGAGGAGAUCGCGAAGCUCAGGGAGGAGUGGGAGGAGAAGCAGAAACGCAAGAAGGAGAAGGCGGAUAAGGACAAAGACAAAGACAAAGACAAAACAGCCGGCGAAGGUGAAAAGAAAGAGGAUGACGGCAAGUCAGAGAAGUCAUCAAAGGUGCCGGGAUCUUUGCCCACGUCGGGUUCUCUAUCACCAAAGCCCACCCACGAGAAGUAUAUUUUACAUCGUGAUAUAUUUGCCCUGAGAGUCUCGGAGCACCGACGACGGAGGCAAACAUCACAGGCAAAGGAUCUAGCCCCUCGUCUUCCAGGAGCACCCAGUAGCAGUCUGUCGUGAUACGAAUCGUCUCAUCCACUGUAGUAUCGUACUAUAGGAUU